Molecule: messenger RNA, 3646 nt
Organism: Metschnikowia bicuspidata var. bicuspidata NRRL YB-4993
Lineage: Eukaryota; Fungi; Ascomycota; Pichiomycetes; Serinales; Metschnikowiaceae
Exons: 1
Coding region: 303-3164 (953 amino acids)
Source: RefSeq, a predicted model, not a curated record
GAUUCGAGCCCCCAGCCCCGAGCCGCCCUGUCUUUGCCGGCCCCGCCCCACGAUCUGCCCAAUAACGCCCAUCUUUCUGGGCCCCAGUCGCAUUCCCCACUGCUACCUUUGGAACCCAUCCAUAGCGCCCACCCAGGACUGGCAAAACACACCAAAAAACGCCAAAAAAACGCCAAACACACACCAGAAAAUACCAAAAAGACCCAGCGCCCCACAGCCGCCACACGCCUGCCCCAAAACGCAUUACCGCCUCGAGCGUCUCCCAAAUACCCGCACGUGACCCGGUCCCCAGCAUCUAAAUCAUGGGUCUUUUCAACCGCCGCAAGUCCCACGAAUACCAGGGCUUCGCCAAGUACGCGGACGAGUACAACCUCGCCGCCCCGAGCCCUGCCGCCGAGCGUUUGCAGCGCGCCCAGUCGCUUUCCAGCGCCAGCCAGGCCGCCGCAGCCGCCCUCCAGCUCCACCAGAAAACGCCCGUUUCCAGCGCCCCGAAACCCGCCCGCCCGGGCACGUACAGGCCCAGCCCCCGCUCCAACUCGCUCGGCGGCUACGGCCGGACGGCGCUGAUGAACCUGUACACCUACACGCCGCAGGCGUCGUACUCCACAGGCCCUCUGCGGCUGGCCCAGGCGCCACGCACGCUGAGCUUGCGCUCCAACUCCCUCUCCAAUUCCGUGCGGCUGGGGCCCCGACGGAGCUUCGUGCCGCGCUCCGUGUUCCCCGAGGAGGACGAGGAAGCCGCCACCGACGCGGACUUGGUGGUCACGACGAAGACCACCAAGGUGCUUGAUGCCCAGGGCCGCACGUGCUCUAUCACCACCGAGACCGUGCGCCAGAUGGCCGACGGGCUGAACAUCAUCGAGACCAAAACGACCAACAUCUCGCGCUCCAACUCGCGCGCAAACUCGCUCCAGGCGCCGCCGCAAGAGCCGCCUCUUGCCAAUGCCUACAGCUUGAACAAGAUCGAUGAGGAUCUCCAGGACUUCGACUAUACGUACCUCGACCACGCGCCGCCACGCGCGAACCGUGCUGACGACCUCACGGCCAGUCCGCGGUCCCGACUCGCUGAAAACGCGCCUAGAGAACCGCCACAUGUGUCGCCCGAGCGGCAAGAUCUCCGGGCGGGGUCAAUGACCAGUACGCAGUCGUCCAGGCGGCCAAAGUCCAUCUUGAAAAGCAGUUCCAGUGCCGUCAACGCUGCUGCUGCCGUGGCGGCAUCCGUGGCUCCAGACACGGGCAACGGCGCCAUGCACACAGGCCCCGCAUUCGACGCGUCCGCGUCCCCUGAACACCGCCGCCAGCAUAUGCGCUCGGCGUCCUUGAGGCUCCAGCCCGCGCCCAAGUUAGAGCCUACGCACCGGCUCAACUCAAUGGCCUCAGGCGGAACUUCCAUCAAGUUUUUGGACAAGGUCGAGACCAUCCCAUACACCUACACGGAAAACUACCAGGAGAUUGCCAACGAGGAGAAGUACAAGAAGGAACAGGCCUUGCAGAAUAACCUCGAUCUCUACAACAAGGCCAUGCAGGUGGCCACCGAGAAAGUCUAUGGCUCGCCGCGUUCAGACGGGGCCCGCAUCCCGGACACCGCGGAGCAUGACAUCCCAAAGCCAGAAGAAAUCCAGCUGUUUGCCGAGAAAAAAUCGGCCAAGAAGUUGAAGAGCGACGAGAAGAGAAGCAGGGUCGAGGCCUCUGGCGUCAGUAAGAACUAUGUGUACACGAAUCAUCAUACAGACUUCCCGGUCCGUUCAUUAAGAAAUACGGGUGAUGACCAUCACACUUCCAGAAAGGAACGUGCCAAGGAAGAAAAAAGGCGGUUCAAGGAGGAGGAGAAAAGACAUGCGGAAUUGUUGAAGGCCGCAGAAAAGCAGAAAAGGCAGGAGGAAAGAGAGGCAAAGAAACGGGAGAAAACUCAUUUCUCCUUGUUCAAACGCAACAGAAGACAUAGCAGCGUUGGUGGCGCCAGCUUGGGGUCUUCUGAGGCAAAGAGUUCUAUUUCCAGUGAACAGACUCUGCCCUCUACAAAGCCCGAAAACAAUCCUGCUCUUACCGAGGCCGAACCGCCUGUUACUAAUACAGUCAUUCAAGAAGAGCCAAGCUACUCGAACUUAAAUGAUAAUGAUGGCAUAUCAGGUGUUCUGGCUUCAGUCCAAGGCUCUUCUGAGCAACCAACUCAUGGUCUGGAACUGCAUGCUCCAGAAGCAGACAAAAUUCCAAUCAUCUCAGACUCUGAGUUAGUUGAUGACACUGGAAGUGGCAAAAUGAUUGAAGUUCCUACUUUACCUGCUCAGCUGGAAAACUUUCAACUGUUUGAUGAUGAAGACGAUGAGUUCGUUGACGUGCCAGACAAUCUUGGAGAUGAUUCAGAUAAGAGAAUUUCCGGUAUUCCCUUGCUUAAUCAUGACAAAGCAGAUGGGCUUGAAAAAGAUGAUGACUUGGAAAAUGCAAACGAAAAAUCAGCUACGGGUGAAAGUUUAGCGCUCAACGACCCUGUGAGAUCGGUAUCCCCGGAAAUUCCCGAGCGCGGCGAUUUGACAAAUCAACCUGCUUCUAUUCUGCCAAGCGAUGGGAUAGAUACCUCCAAGGUUUCAAAGCUGGGUCAUGGCCAUUCGACACUGACUCAAAGCGCAACUUCUGCCAAAACUUUAGCUGAAGAACUUCCUACAUUGGUUAGUCGUGCUGAUGGGAUGCCUGAAGUUUUGACUAAGAGUUGCCAUCAGAUAUCUCAACACAGAGACACCAAUCGCUUAAAAGAAACUCCUGUACAUUCUCCCAAAGAUGGAAACAAAGUUUUGUCUGGGAACGAACCGAGUGUGGCUGAUUAUGGAGAUAAAAAGGCUUCUUUAGAGAACCCUGUGGUUCUGGACCAGGCCCCUGAAUCUUUUGUUUUGUUGAGGCAGGACCCCAAAACUGAUAUUCAAGUGCUGCGUUUGCAAGAUAAUCAGGGCUCGGUAGAAAUCAGCUCAGGUUCUAUUGUCGAUCUUGGAGAACAGCAUGUACGAGCACGUGAAGCCAACUCGCCAAGCCUUGUCCCAUCCGUACAAGCUGCCCUUGCUAAAACAGGGGACAAAAGUCUGAGUACUGACCUGAAGCUAAAUACUAAGAAAAAGGGAGGCAGAUUCAAGAAAGUGAUUGAGAAAUAUUUCAUCAACACCUACUCGCGCUGAGUGAAUAAAUAUAUUCAUAUUGGCUCUUCUUACAGUCUAGGUCAAUAUGUGCCCUAGUUCAUAUUCUAUUAGUACUAGCGUCCAUGUCUUUCCAUGUAUAUUGCUGAAAUUAUGUAAAUAAUUCAGGGGAUGGAGGAGGAUGAAGUAAUUUAGUUCUGUGACUUGUCGAAAUAGGGAUAUGAAAAGCCAGUUACAACGCCAAAAGGUUGGACAUUGAGCCAAUUUUCGAAGUCCAUUUUUCAAUCAAAUUGUAUAGGUGAUUCUGGCUGGUUUCCAUGCCUUAUCCUCAUAAACAAGUUAAAGCACUGAAGCAUCAGGACUAUAUCACCGAGUAGAUCACACAUUGUCCUUUCAUAAAUUGGUGUACUAAAAUCAAAAAUAUAAUGUAUGAUGAUAUAAAAAAGAGCGAUUUUGCCCACUAAAAAUUCAGGGAACGCAGAUGUACAAAAUAUCAACCGCAAAAAAGGGCUUCUUCAAUGUUC